Molecule: messenger RNA, 1119 nt
Organism: Mauremys reevesii (Reeves's turtle)
Lineage: Eukaryota; Metazoa; Chordata; Testudines; Geoemydidae
Product: C-type lectin domain family 2 member D-like
Exons: 5
Coding region: 1-612 (203 amino acids)
Source: RefSeq, a predicted model, not a curated record
AUGGGGCCAGGAACUGGGGAUGCUGAGAGCGAAGAGCCGCUGCAGGAGGGGAACCGUAAUGGUGACAUUAGACACCUGGAGACUGGAUGGAAGCCAGAACCUCGUCAUAACUGCAAGAGACGCACAGUCGCCCUCGCAAUUGUGUUCUUAGGUCUCAUCAUCGCUGUUAUUGUCCUGGCAGUGUUGUUCUCUAAGUGUUCUUCAGCUGCUCUAGGCCCUGCGUGCCCGGACGGCUGGGUCGGGUACCGAGGGAAAUGCUACUAUUUCUCCGAGACUGAAGGAAACUGGACUAACAGCCAGAGACACUGCUCCUCCCUCAGUGCCUCCCUGGCUGGGAUCGACAGUGAGCAGGAAAUGGAUUUCCUGCAGCGCUAUCAAGGCAAACCCGACCACUGGAUCGGCCUCCGGAGGGACCAAGGGCAGCCCUGGAAAUGGGCCAACGGGACCAAAUUCAACAACCUGUUUCCGAUAGGAGGAGGAGGUGACUGCGCGUAUCUGAAUGAGCUGGGUGGGGUCAGCAGCUUGCGAUGCACCAGUGAGAGACACUGGAUCUGCACCAAACCUGAUGCAUUUACACAAGCACAGGAGGCUGCCGCGGAAGGGGACUCGUAAGAAGAGUAUUGUAGAAUUAGUCUUGGAAAAGCCGGACUGAUCUCUUUACAAUAUCACAUCUGACCAGUUCCGGAAUAUCAGGAAAUGUUCUGCGCAUCACUGGGCAGAACACUGUUGAUUCAAGUGAAAACCGGAAAAGCCAUUUGCACAUCUUGAUCUCCUGCCACCUAUUUUUUUCUGCCAGUGAAACUGCUCAAAUCAGCCUUUCCAACUUACCUCAGCUGGACCAGGGACUCUGCUUAAUUGAGGAAAAAUCCACAAGUACUGAUGCCAGCUUCUGCUUUCACUGUCCUAACAUUCCGCCACAGAAACUCUUUACUAUAGAAAAUUAUCUAUGGAACUGUCAGGGUUCCCCACCCCACUCUCUGAACUCUGGGGUACAGAUGUGGGGAUUCACAUGAAAGCCCCCCAUAGCUUAUAUUCUACCAGUUUAGGUUAAAACUUCCCCAAGGCACAAAUUCCUUUCCUUGUCCUUGGACGGUAUCACUGCCACCACCAAGUGAUUUA